CAAACUUCAUUAUACUGUCAAUCUUGUGAACUUUAAAAUUCCAUAUCAAUUUGCCAAUCGGUUUCAAUUAGUCGUAGUUUAGGUUUUUAAAUGAAGUUACUACGGUGUUACAUUCGAUUAAAAUGAUUAGUACGAGUAUAUUUCGUUCACCCAGGGAAUAUUAUAGGUUAAAACUCAAGUUACCAGUAAUCGCUUUUGCAUACCACACAGUGGAAUUAUUUAAAUCAAAGACUAGGUCGGGGGCAGAGCAAGUAAGAACGACAAUAUUCCGAGGCACCUUAGUAUCCGUUACAGUUGCUGCAUUAGUAUGGCUAUCUAUUCUUAUGUACGUUUCUUUUUACUAUGCCUAUGUACCAAAAGUAGCUUACGAAAAACCAGUACAUCUUCAAUUUGAUACCUGUGAAUAUGAGAGUGGUUUAUGUUCAUUUCCUUCUGCUCAUGUUGAACUUACAACAAGGCAACAGUUUUUAAUGUUGGGGCAACCAUACAAAAUGGAAUUAGUUUUAGAAAUGCCUGAAUCACCUGCUAAUAAAAAUUUGGGUAUGUUUAUGGUCUGUGUUGACUUUCGUGGAAAACAAAGAAAGUUAAUUUCAAGAUCUUGCCGAUCAACAAUGUUACACUAUCGAAGUUCUACCUUAGAGUUUCUGUAUACGGUAGCGUUGAGUCCAUUUUUAAUGAUGGGUAGUUUAGAAGAAAAACAAGAUGUUGCUGUUGAAUUGUACGAAGAUUACGAAGAAAUAGAAAAUAAUGCUGUUACGGAUAUUUAUGUGGAAAUUCAAUCAAGAAAAGUUGAGAUUUAUUCAGCAAAGUUUUUAAUAAAUGCUAAAUUUACAGGAAUUCGUUACAUAAUGUUUAACUGGCCAGUUCUCUCUGCUUGUAUAGGUAUUACGACAAACUUAUUUUUUAUCGCUUUAAUUGUCAUGAUAAGCUGGUAUCAAUUGAUCCAUUCAGAAGAAUAUUUAAAAUAUGUUAAUAGUAAAAAACAACUAGAAAUGUUCGACAAUGACUUAUUAAAUGAUGAUGAUUCUAAUUCUUCAUCAGUUGAGGAUGCUUCUCUUCUAGAAAAAGACGUUAAACGUAGAGGAAGUGUUGAAGAUGUGAGUGGACAAGAGUAAAAAUGUUGUCCUAUGAUUUUAAAGGGGAAUUAUCAACGCCAAAGAUAUUGAUUUAAGAUUAAAUAAUAUAGCGUUUAAGUUUAAUCUUUCAUAUUUUAUUAUCUGUUAUUAAUGAGUUAUAUUUUUUUUAAAUAAAACUAUUGUGCUUUUUUUAUUAA
Messenger RNA from Onthophagus taurus, 1273 nucleotides. RefSeq names its product lipid droplet biogenesis associated protein seipin (gene Seipin). Gene Ontology annotation, biological process: lipid droplet organization; lipid storage. The record is from RefSeq and is a predicted model, not a curated record. Lineage: Eukaryota; Metazoa; Arthropoda; Insecta; Coleoptera; Scarabaeidae. Gene Ontology annotation, cellular component: endoplasmic reticulum membrane.